Ilex paraguariensis (yerba mate) is the source of this 2018-nucleotide messenger RNA. NCBI's taxonomy places the organism in Eukaryota, Viridiplantae, Streptophyta, Magnoliopsida, Aquifoliales, Aquifoliaceae. The record is from the annotation of a GenBank genome assembly.
ACCCCCCGCUACUCAGAUCAUAUAUACACUACACAUACACAGCCAUCUCUCUCACAGCCAUCUCUCUCUCUCUCUCUCUCAACUCUUAAAUCAUCAAAUCUAUCAGAAUUUUUUCAUUUUGGGAAAACGAAAUUUGUGAAGAAAGACGAGAAAUGGAGGGUUUGGACUCGUCGUUAAUGGCUCGAGGUCGCUUGGCUGUGCUCUCUGCUCAUCUCUCGGCUUGUGUUGAGUCUGAUGCGUUUGCACCAUUUCUAGAAGCCUCUACUGUCUCGGUUCGAUCGGCGGCGGCAGCUCCACCACAGAAUUUAAAUGGUUCGUUGACGAUCGUCGAUGAGAGGACUGGUAAGAAGUACCAAGUUCAGGUCUCCAACGAAGGCACUGUCAAAGCCACCGACUUGAAAAAGAUAGCAACAGGAAAGAAUGACAAGGGGCUCAAACUUUAUGAUCCGGGCUACCUUAACACAGCUCCUGUUCGGUCAUCAAUUUGCUACAUUGAUGGUGAUGAGGGGAUCCUUAGGUAUAGGGGUUACCCAAUUGAGGAGUUGGCUGGAGGAAGUUCCUUUUUGGAAGUGGCUUACCUUUUGAUGUAUGGGAAUUUGCCUUCUGAAAGUCAGUUGUCAGACUGGGAAUUUGCUGUUUCGCAACAUUCAGCUGUUCCUCAAGGAAUUUUGGAUAUCAUACAGGCGAUGCCUCAUGAUGCUCACCCAAUGGGUGUUCUUGUCAGUGCAAUGAGUGCUCUAUCUGUCUUUCAUCCUGAUGCCAACCCUGCACUUAGAGGGCAGGACUUAUACAACUCUAAACAAGUGAGAGAGAAACAAAUAGUGCGCAUUCUUGGAAAGGCACCGACCAUUGCAGCAGCAGCUUAUUUGAGGAUGGCAGGAAGGCCGCCUGUUCUUCCCUCCAACAAUUUUUCUUAUUCCGAGAACUUCUUAUACAUGCUAGAUUCAUUGGGCAAUAGUUCUUAUAAACCCAAUCCUCGAUUGGCUCGUGUUCUCGACAUUUUGUUUAUAUUACAUGCAGAACACGAAAUGAAUUGCUCCACAGCUGCUGCCCGGCACCUUUCAUCAAGUGGUGUUGACGUGUACACCGCUCUUGCUGGAGCUGUUGGAGCUCUGUAUGGUCCUCUUCAUGGUGGAGCAAAUGAGGCGGUGCUUAAGAUGCUGAGUGAGAUUGGAACAAUUGACAAUAUCCCAGAGUUUAUCGAGGGCGUGAAGAACAAGAAGCGAAAGAUGUCAGGUUUUGGCCAUCGUGUAUACAAAAAUUAUGAUCCCAGAGCGAAGGUCAUAAAAAAACUGGCUGAGGAAGUAUUUUCAAUUGUUGGCCGGGAUCCUCUCAUUGAGGUGGCUAUUGCUUUGGAGACUGCUGCACUGUCAGAUGAGUAUUUUGUUAAGAGGAAAUUGUAUCCAAAUGUUGAUUUCUACUCUGGGUUAAUUUAUAGGGCAAUGGGCUUCCCAACGGAGUUCUUUCCUGUUUUGUUCGCAAUUCCUCGGAUGGCUGGCUACUUAUCACACUGGCGAGAGUCCCUGGAUGAUCCUGAUACGAAAAUAAUGAGGCCAGCUCAGGUCUACACUGGCGUGUGGUUGAGGCAUUAUAUGCCACUCAGUGAACGGAUGGUAUCGCCUCAGGCAGAGAAACUUGGUCAGGUGUCCGUUUCAAAUGCCACCAGGCGGCGUCUGGCUGGAUCCGGAGCCUAGGAUUGAAGAUAAUCUACAUCAAAUUUUACAUUGGUUGGAAAAAUAAUAAACAGGCUUCUUUAAGUGUUUGGCAUGGUGUAUCAUUACUUUCCUUCCGAAGACAUCACUGGUUUUGGUCAUGUGAUGCACUCUCCAUGAAUAAGAACAGUAAAACAGUCAACCGAUGAUUAGAUUAAAAAAUUCCACUACCCCUUGAAGUUAGGCUUAAUUAUAAAGGUAUUCCAUGUAUUUUCAUAAAUUACAUUGACAUCCAUCCAUUAGCAAACAUAUUAGGCGAACAGUGUUAACGGGCUUAUCUCAAAAUGAGUCAUUAUUCAACAUAAG